Molecule: messenger RNA, 2106 nt
Organism: Cynara cardunculus var. scolymus (artichoke)
Lineage: Eukaryota; Viridiplantae; Streptophyta; Magnoliopsida; Asterales; Asteraceae
Exons: 2
Coding region: 172-1842 (556 amino acids)
Source: RefSeq, a predicted model, not a curated record
CUUUUCGUCGUGGUCGUCAUCAUCAACAUCAACCAAAACCACUUUUCAAUCUAACAAAUAUAUUCUUAUUACAGAUUCUCAAUAAUGUUUCGAAGCUUUUUCAGAUCAAAUCAUCAUCACAUCUGAAUUGUUUGCUGGAGAAGAGAGAUAGAGAGAGAUGUCGAGCUGUGGAUGCUUGUAUUGGAACAGAGUCACCGAUGUUACGGUUCCAGUUAUCGAUUCUUUCUCCCUCCCUUCUCCGAUUCCUCAGUGGCCUCCAGAUUUGCAGGUAAUGGAUUUGCUACUGGAAUGAUUAAUUUAGGAGAAUUAGAAGUUUGUGAAAUCAGCAAAUUUGAAUUCAUUUGGGGAACCGAUAUGGCGAAAAACAGAAAGAAAGGUGUCAACUUCUUUAAACCAGUGGAAAUACCAGAUGGAUACUUUUGCCUCGGUCACUACAGCCAACUCGAUGAGAAACCUUUGCGCGGGUUUGUACUCGUGGCUCGGGAAGUGUCCAAAUCUGGGUCACCUGCUCUUCUCAAGCCUAUUGAUUACACAUUAGUUUGGUGUCCAGAUGACUGGACUGAGGAAAACGUUCAUGGCCAUGGUUACUUCUGGUUGCCUCUGGCUCCCGAGGGUUAUAAAGCUGUCGGUUUCAUUGUAACAAAUAAGCCUGCGAAGCCUGGUUUGGAAGAAAUUAGAUGUGUUCGAGAUGAUCUUACAGAAUCAUGCGAACCACACUGUUUACUAGUUAAUACGCAUUCGAAAAUUGCGGAGUCGCUAUUUAGAGUCUGGAAAACGAGACCUUGCCAUCGAGGAAUGCACGAGAAAGGUGUAUCAGUCGGUACGUUUUUCUGCAGUUGCCUUUGGAGUCCCGGAGAUGAUUUGAACAUUGCGUGUUUGAAGAAUCUAAACGCUAAAAUGCAGUCAAUGCCGAAUCUUGAUCAGAUUCAUGCCCUCAUUAAGCACUAUGGACCAACUUUCUAUUUCCAUCCCGAUGAAAUCUACCUGCCAUCUUCCGUAUCUUGGUUCUUUGAAAACGGAGCUUUGUUGUACAGGAAAGGCGAGCCCACAGGCGAGCGUAUUGAUCCUUCAGGUUCAAAUUUACCUACUGGUGGUAGAAAUGAUGGCGAAUAUUGGAUAGAUUUACCUAAAGAUACCUCAGAGAAGAAACUCAAAAGAGGGAAUUUAGAAAGCGCUAAACCUUACAUUCAUGUAAAACCCGCUUUAGGUGGGACUUUCACCGAUAUUGUCAUAUGGGUAUUCUGUCCUUUUAACGGGCCGGGCUGCUUGAAGAUUGGGCUCAUGAAUUUCCCUCUUAGCAGAGUCGGGCAGCACGUGGGUGAUUGGGAACACGUUGCACUUCGAAUCAGCAACUUUACAGGAGAGCUAUGGAGUGUGUAUUUGUCGCAGCACAGUGCGGGCGUGUGGGUGGCUGCCCCCGAUCUUGAGUUCAUAGAAGGUAACAAACCGAUCAUUUAUGCAUCAAGAAACGGGCACGCACAUUUCCCUCAUCCGGGCGAGUUUCUUCAGGGGUCCGCAAAUCUGAGAAUUGGAAUCAGGAACACGGCUGCACCUAGCAAAUACUCGUUGGAUUCGAGCCAAGAUUAUGAGAUCGUAGCUGCAGAGUAUCUUGGAGAUGGUGCGGUUAAUGAACCGUGUUGGUUGCAGUACAUGAGAAAAUGGGGGCCAACGACUGUACAUGACUCGAGGGCCGAGAUUACAAGAAUCCUGAACCGAUUGCCGGCAACUCUUCGGUGUUCAGCUGUGUACAUAUUCAAUAAACUACCAAAUGAACUCUAUGGAGAAGAUGGACCUACUGGACCCAAGGAGAAAAGCAGCUGGUUGGGUGAUGAAAAAUGCUAAGGUCUGUCUUCUUCUACUUACUUCCUCUUUGAGUUUGUGAAUUUACCGAAAUACCCUCACACGUCUACACGGUUAUACGGUUAUACGUUAUAUAAUGUGUAUAUAUAGAAGCGUUGAACGGUUUUCAAGAAAUGUGCGGUGUGUGUGCAUUUGACUUGUGAAAAUCAGUGGUGUGGAAAAAUUUGGAGUUACUCAUAGAAGUAUUUCUUGAUUCUUUUAGUUGCUGGUAAAAAUAUGAACGAAUGUUUAUGACGAUUGUUAUAG